Molecule: messenger RNA, 1422 nt
Organism: Chaetomium globosum CBS 148.51
Lineage: Eukaryota; Fungi; Ascomycota; Sordariomycetes; Sordariales; Chaetomiaceae
Exons: 3
Coding region: 1-1422 (473 amino acids)
Biological process (GO): DNA repair; DNA alkylation repair
Cellular component (GO): nucleus
Molecular function (GO): zinc ion binding; dioxygenase activity
Source: RefSeq, a predicted model, not a curated record
AUGGAUGCCUUCGUGACGAGGAAGAAACGGAAAUGCAGCGAUUCUAGUAUUUCUGUUUCAGUAACACCAAGACCACAAGUCGGAACCGAAGAAUCAUCCCACCAAUUCAAUAACGAGGAAUCUACCGACGUAAAACUAGCCAUUUUGUCAUCUCUCCAUCCAGCCAUCGACCAGGAGACACUCCUAGACAUCCUACUUGCUCACGAUGGCGAUGUCGAGGCGACCUCACGUACCUUCAAGGCACGUCUGCCCAAGAAACCGGGGACGGGGAGUACAGUAGCUGCACAGUCGUCUCUACGAUCCUUUGCCGUCAACUCAGCCGACCCGGAAUUGCCCUCCCAACCCAAACGGGCCAAGUUGCUCUCCCGCAAGGGGGCUACGCUCCACCUGUACGACCCCGUCGACAUCAGCGAGCACACCCCCUGUACCAUCAUCCACAAUUUUUUGCCUGCCGAGGAAGCCAAUGCUCUUCUUAAAGAGCUGAUAGAGGAGUCGAAGUCGUUCGAGAAGAUCACCUUCAAACUGUUCGACAAUGUUGUUUCGAGCCCGCACACCUCGAGCUUCUAUGUGGGCAGCUACGAGGAGAUGCAGGAGCAGAAGUAUGAGUAUGUGUAUAACGGCUCGCGUUUGACGGACGUCAGAACCUUGACGCCACAACUGGAGCGGGUCAAGGCUCGUGUGCAGGAGACCGUUAACCGAGAGAUCCAGGAGCGCAUCCAGACUCAUUACGGAGGAAAAAAGCUCAAGUACCAGUCUCCAAAACCCUGGAAUCCCAACGCGGCCUUCGUGAAUUGCUACAAUGGGCCACAGGAGAGUGUUGGUUGGCAUAGCGAUCACUUAACCUAUCUUGGUCCACGUGCUGUAAUCGGCUCCCUCUCGCUCGGCGUCACUCGCGAGUUCCGCGUCCGCCGCAUUCUCCUGCAAGAUGACCCCGUCGCCAACGACGCAAACCCCAGCAGCACCAACAACAGCAACAAUCCCGACCGCGGCGGACAGAUUGCGAUCCACCUCCCGCACAACUCCCUCCUAGUGAUGCACGCCGACAUGCAAGAAGAGUGGAAGCACAGCAUCACCCCGACCCAGGCCAUCGACCCGCACCCCGUCGCAGGCAACCGGCGCAUCAACAUCACCUACCGCCACUACCGCGACGGCUUCCACCCGCGCAACACCCCGAUCUGCCCCUGUGGCGUGCCCGUCGUGCUGCGCGUCGUGACCAAGAAGCGCGAGAACUGGGGGCGGUAUUUCUGGAUGUGCCACGCCGGCAACGUGCCGGGGAAGGAGGCCUGCGAGUUCUUUCGGUGGGCCGAGUUUGACGAUGACGGGGAGCCUUUAGUGAUGAAACAAGAUGGCGGCGGAAAGAAGGAGGGGUUGUUGGUGCAACAUGAGGGUUCAAAGCCCGAUAAGGGGAACUCUAUGGUAUAA